AUGUAUGCUUCUACUUCCUUUACUUCACCACUCCUCCAUGACCUUCUUGUGGAAUCUCACACAAGAAGGUUACUCUUCCAAAAGGCUGUUGAUCAUCAAUCACAAACCAAGUCUCCUGUUUUAACAAACAACAAUAAUUCAACAGACUCACAUUUCGGAGCUCGUGAAUUUGAUGCAAAUGUCUUGAUGAUACUUGCGGUCCUAUUAUGUGCUCUUAUUUGUUCACUUGCAUUAUACUCCAUCAUAAGGUGUGCCUUAAGAUUUUCGAACGAAGCCAUCAACAACAACCAAGCUUCACCUCAAUUGGCUAAUAAAGGAAUCAAGAAGAAAGCUCUCAGAACAUUCCCAACAGUGAGUUAUUCAACAGAGUUGAAAUUACCAGGUUUAGAUACGGAGUGUGUGAUAUGCAUCUCAGAGUUUACAAAGGGUGAAAAGGUGCGGAUUUUGCCAAAAUGCAAUCAUGGUUUUCAUGUUCGUUGCGUUGACAAAUGGCUAAAGGAACACUCAUCAUGUCCCAAGUGUAGACAAUGUCUUCUUCAAACUUGUCCAAAGAUUGGUGGAUCGCAAGUGCAACCAAUUAUGUUGCCAGUACCAGAAAUUAUUAUACAGAUACAACCACUAAACCAUGAAGCUGUUGAGCGUAACUAUAGGGAAGAAAGCAGAUAA
Messenger RNA from Lathyrus sativus (Indian pea), 666 nucleotides. The record is from the annotation of a GenBank genome assembly. Lineage: Eukaryota; Viridiplantae; Streptophyta; Magnoliopsida; Fabales; Fabaceae.